UAUAAUAUUUUCUUUUGACACAUGCUUACUGGAGUAAGAAAUGGGAGGCAAGGUAGAGUUGAAUAGCAAGUGGAUAAUAGCACCAAAGGAAACUUUGAAGGCAAUAAGGGAGUGGCAAGAGUUCUGGAACGUUCCGAUGUGGCGUCGGGGAUGGAGCAGGUGGGCUGUGAGAGCUGCAGCUUAGAUGAUGGGUGCGGGGAAGGUAUUCAAGGAGAGGGCUCAGCUUGUGCAGAGGCAGAGGCACAUGGCAGGGCCUCGGGUGCCAGGAAGGUGCUGAGUAAUUCCGGGCAGCUGGAUGGUAAUAUUAGGAAGCCAGCCCCCAGCACAGCACUUCACAGCUCACAAAGCACCACCGCUUCUGCUUUCUCAAGGACUCUUCUUAACUGCCAGGCGCAGUGGGCAUUGUUGUCCCCAUUUUUGAGAUGGCAACUGAGGUCAGAGAGUGGAAGAGCCAGAGAAGAGCUGCUGUCUGCCUCAAGAUCCUCGGGCUUCAAAGUCUACUCCACUGUGUCAGAUAUCUUUGGUAGCAAGCAACAGAAAUAUACUUGAAUGUGUCUGAGCAACACAGGUGUUCAUUGGCUCCUAGAAAUAAAAAGUCCAGGGGUGGACAUCAGAUAUGGCUGGAUCCAGGUCCUCACGUGAUGCUAUAGGGAUUCUGGAUUGGUAUUCUCAAUAUUGACAUCGUUUUCAGGCAGGGUCUCUCUAAGAGGCAAUAGAGAUGGCUACAAGCUUCUAGCAGGUACCAAAGAAAUGCACCUCUUUGCUAGAGUUCUAGAAAAAAAAACAAAAAAAAACACCCAGGACUUCUCUUAUUGGCCUUGACUAGGUUGAUGUCCACCCCUGAUCCAAUCACUGUGGCCAGACAGAGGGGGUGCUUGGAUUGGCCAGGCCUGGGUCAGGUGCCCACUCGUGGAGCAGGGCGUGGAGUCGGCUCUGCCCGAAGCAUUAGAGAAUGCUCCAGAUUGGGAGCUCCUCAAAAGGUGGGGCAGGGAGAGAUGCCAGCCAGACAGAAGCAACAGACCCUUCCUCUGCAUCCCCAGGGCCCUGCAAUCUAUGGAGAGCUAGGGAAUUUGGAGGGAUGAGGAGCCUUGCAUCUGGCAAAGGAGUUUGCACUUCGCCUGUGGUUGAGAUGGAGGCACUGGGGAGUGGCGUGGGCAGGGCUGUCUGUGCCGGGCCUUGUGCCGGGGCUGGGGUCACAGACGUGGACCCGACAGUGAGGCGCAGACACAGACCCCCCCUCCUGCGAUCGGAGGUCACAAGGCUUGCGGCCACGCGGGCUCAGCCUUCCUUAAAGCAGGCUUAAAGGGCACCUAUCUGCCCCAACAUCAUUUUAUUUUAAUAGUGAUGUUAUUCAUUUCAAAGUGUGUUAUAAAAAACACACAACCACGGACGUUACUGGAGUUAAGUUUUUAAGUGAGUUCAUUCAUAGAAAAUAUGCUAAGUAAAUAACACAGGGCACACAGUGUACAAAUAGGUGUACAAAAUUUUGUACACAGUGUACAAAAUUUUGAAAGUGAGAAAUUGUGCAACCUCAUGGCUAGUUCAUUCUGGGACCCCCCUCCAUCUCUGGGGCUCUAAAUUCUCUGUCCAUCGCAGCUGUUUAUCGAGUGUUAAUAUGUCAGGGGCCACAUCCAGGGUUUUUUGCAGUUCUCGAAUCCUCACAAGAAUCCUGGACGCAGGCUUUACUGUUGCCACUUUAUAAGGCUCAGAGAGGCAAGGGACUUGCCUGGAGCCACACAGCCUGUGUCCUUCGACACUGCUUCCUUGGUGACUUUGUUAGGAAGGUCAGAGGGAACUAAGGAUGGAGCCAGAGUAGAAUCUGGGGGACCCCAGUAGCGGGGACGGGGAGCUUCCGAUCGUGGGGUCAGGGAUGGUGUCUGGGAAGAGCCGUGCAUGUGAUUGGGUCCUGCAUGGGACACCCCUCUAGCCUCUAGUUCCAGCUACACCCCUGCAUGGGGUGGGGCCUGUCUGUCUGGGUGGACCUGCUGGCCUCUGGCUGGCACCUCCCCAGACACACAGCUGGAAGGUGCAGCAGGCAAGGUGCCAGCCUGGCGGGUCGUUCCCCUGCCGAAGGGUCAAAGGCCACUCUUCCUGGAUACACUCACCCUGCUGCCCAGAGAGCCUCCAUCUCGGCCAGAGUCACGAGUCCAGGCUGCCUUUGUCUGGCAGGCCUGGCUUCCCUGGCGUGCCCCGUGGCGUAAGAAGCCUCUUCUUCGGCUAACCUUAUCCGAGUGCUCGGCAGGGGUCUCCCGUGAGGGCUAGCCUUGGGUGUGUCCCUCCGUAAGAAGCCCAGGGUUGUUUAUGGGAAGGAGAGCUCAAGGUUGCUGCUGUCCAAGCCGUUGCCUUCUUCCCUCCCUCUCUCCCACCUCCAUCCCCCUCUCUCUCUUCCUGGGGUAGAUAAACACCAGUUUGGUCUCAAGUCAGUGGGCCUAGCAAAGGCAGAAGAGCAGCAGUCUCCCCCUCUUCCACCUCCGGCAGGGACUGUGCCCACGCAGGGAGGCAGAGGGAGAAAUGGGGAAGGACCCACAGGGGAAUCACCCACGUCUAAGGGGCAGGAUCGCUCGGGGGCAUCCAUGGGACCCUCACAUUUUUGUUCUUUUGAGACAGAGCCAAGAAUCAGAGGCAAGUCUGCCCAGCAAGGGACAGGGACAAGCGGGAGCCCCCAGGCCUGGGCCACCCUCCCGCAGGCCCCCCGCCGGCCCCCGGAGCCAGCAUGCCCUGUGGCUGGACGGCCCUUCUGCUCCUGCUGGUGCUGCAGGGUGGCUGGGGCUGCCCACCCCUCUUCUGCUACACCGAUUAUCUCCAGACGGUCACCUGCACGCUGGAGAUGUGGACCCUGCACCCCAGCACCCUCACGCUUGCCUGGCAAGACCAGUAUGGAGAACUGGAGGAUGAGGUCACCUCUUGCAGCCUCCACAGGUCCACCCACAACACCACGCAUGCUAAGUACACAUGCCACAUGGAUGUGUUCCGCCUCAUGGCCGACGACAUUUUCAGCGUCAACAUGACAGACCAGGCUGGCAACCACUCCCAGGCGUGCGGCAGCUUCAUCCUGGCGGAGAGCAUCAAGCCAGCUCCCCCUUUCAACGUGACCGUGACCUUGUCGGAACAGUACAACAUCUCCUGGCGCUCCGACUACGAAGACCCCGCGUUCUACGCGCUGCGGGGCAAGCUGCAGUACGAGCUGCAGUACAGGAACCGGGCCGACCCCUGGGCCCUGAGUCCCAGGAGAAAGCUGAUCUCGGUGGACUCGAGAAGUGUCUCCCUCCUCCCGCUGGAGUUCCGCAAAGACUCGAGCUACGAGCUGCAGGUGCGGGCGGGGCCCCGGCCCGGCUCCUCCUUCCGGGGCACCUGGAGCGAGUGGAGCGACCCAGUCAUCUUUCAGACCCAGCCAGAGGAGUCAAAGGAGGCCUGGGACCCUCACCUGCUGCUCCUCCUGCUCCUGCUCGUCGGGGCCUGCAGCCUUGUCGUCUGGAGCCUGAAGUCCCGCCCGUCCUGGAGGCUGUGGGAGAAGGUGUGGCCGGUGCCCAGCCCCGAGCAGUUCUUCCAGGCCCUGUACGACGGCCACAGAGGGGACUUCAAGAAAUGGGUGGGCGCACCUUUCACCGCCUCCAGCCUGGAGCUGGGGCCCCGGAGCCCAGGGCCCCCCUCGUCCCUGGAGGUGUGUAACUGCCGCGAGCGGCCGGCGCCCACCGAGCUGCCAGAGCUGGCAGACCUGCUGGAGUCCGACGGCCUGCCCGAGCCCAGCUGCUGGGGCCCCGCGCCCUCCGCGGCCCGCAGCCCCCGCGGCUCUGCCUGCAGCGAGGAGCGGGACCGGCCGUAUGGCCUGGUGUCCGUGUCCAUUGACACAGUGACGGUGGCGGACGCAGAGGGGCCCGGCUCCUGGCCCUGCAGCUGUGGGGACGACGGCUACCCAGCCCUGGACCUGGAUGCCGGCCUGGAGCCCGGGCCGGGCCUGGAGGGCCCACUGUCCGUCACGAGGACCGCUGUCCUCUCCUGCGGCUGCGUCUCGGCUGGUGGGCCCGGGCUGGCAGGGACCAUGGGCAGCCUCCUGGACAGGCUCCGGCUGCCCCUCGCAGACGAGGAGGGCUGGGCCGUGGGGCCGCCCUGGGGUGACAGGCCGCCCGGAGAGGCCUCGGAGAGUGAGGCGGGCUCGCCCCCCGUCGGCCUGGACAUGGACACCUUUGACAGCGGCUUCGCGGGCUCUGACUGUGGCAGCCCUGUGGAGUGUGACUUUGCUGGCCCCAAGGAUGAAGGGCCCCCCAGGAGCUACCUCCGCCAGUGGGUGGUCAUGGCCCCCCCACUCUCAGGACCUGAGCCGCAGGCCAGCUAAUGAGGCUGACUGGCCGUCCAGAGCUGGCCAGGCCACUGGGCCCCAAGCCAGAGACAUGGUCACCUGGGCUGCAAUGUGAAGAGACCUGCAGCCUUUGGUC
Microcebus murinus (gray mouse lemur) is the source of this 4433-nucleotide messenger RNA. It is a transcript of the gene IL21R, whose product is annotated as interleukin 21 receptor. Gene Ontology annotation, cellular component: membrane; external side of plasma membrane. Lineage: Eukaryota; Metazoa; Chordata; Mammalia; Primates; Cheirogaleidae. Gene Ontology annotation, molecular function: protein binding; cytokine receptor activity. The record is from RefSeq and is a predicted model, not a curated record. Gene Ontology annotation, biological process: cytokine-mediated signaling pathway.